AGUAGUUAUAAUAACAACCACAACAACAAUACUACUAAUAAUAAUAAUAAUAAUUUGAUCCAAUGGAAUUUCUAUUUUUUCUUGUGUUGUAUUUAUUGCAGGUUUCCACACAUGCACAAGUCUGUAAGUCUUAUUUUCAGCUCGUCAAACUCCACAAAUGUUCCUUUACAAAUUACGUUCAGUUGGAUUAUUCGUGUCAUACACUGGUAUAUUAGGACGUUAUUGAAUCUGUACUCUAUAAAAAGUAAAUAUUCUGGAUGUAGUACUGCCCUUUGGCCACUGGUCGGCACUCUACGGCGUUUUUAAAUAAAGUUGUCUCGAUUCAAAAAACAUGGCGGUCUGUUGUGUGGUCUCAUGUGGAUGAUGAAGACGUAAACUCUUCUGAUAUUGUGGCUUUAAAGUGAUUUUUGCUGCGUUCAAACUCAGACAUGGCCACUCCAAGAAAGCAAAGUAAAAAGGAAACUAAAAAGUACAUUCCAACUAAGACGUCUCUCACCUCACCCUUCACCCCGACAUGGAGCCCACUCCCCCAGGAAGACAUGCAGUUCAUCCUGAAAACACUGAAGGACAAGCUGACCUCCAUGGGUCUUGAGAAGAAGGAGGUGAAAUUUUUCCAGCCAUGGAGGAAAAAGAAGGAGCAGAAAGUUGCUGCUGUCAUGACAGAACCUGCUGUCCAGGCACAGGAUGCUCCCAAAAACGGCUGGACGGAUGUGGCAGCCAGACGACAGCUAGCUAUUGGCAUCAACGAAGUCACCAAGGCUCUGGAGAGAAAUGAGCUCAAGCUGGUGCUGGUGUGCAAGUCUGUAAAACCCAGUCACAUGACAAGUCACCUGAUUCCGCUGAGUGCAACGAGGGGAGUGCCGGCGUGCCAGGUGCCUCGUCUGAGUUUGAGCGUGUCUGAGCCACUGGGGCUGAAAAGUGUCCUCGCACUGGGAUUCAGACAGUGUCCCUCCAGUGGUGAGGAGGUCUUCAAUGACACUGUUGAUGCCAUUAUGCCCAGAGUGCCUCCACUCAAUGUUGCAUGGCUACCUGUUAAAGCACCCACUCUCAAACCUGAGGGUCCUGAAGACACCGAGGAGACAGAGACUGGAGACAAGAGAGGACUGAAAAGGAAGAUGGAGAGUGAAGGUGAGGAGGUCACAGUGUCUCCCUCCUCCUGCUCUCUGCUGCCUCUCACAGUGAAGAGAAUAGUUCCCAACCCUGCAAAGCAAAGAAAAAGUAAAGUUAAGAAGAAAUAGCCCUUAUAUUUAAAGAGAAAACCUGUGUAGAUACUAAAUGGACCAUUCCUGUGUUUCUGCACGUUUUACUUUGUGGCUUGUGACCACUUUUAGACAUGGUCAUAGUUUAGGGUAAAAAUGUGAAAGAGGUUUGUCUGACAUUUCAAGCAGUCAUUAGUUAAUUAUCAUUCAGCAUAUUUUGCAGAGUAGCCCAUGACGGCUUGAAAUUUGAUUUUGAGCUUAUGAAGCUUUUACUCGUCUUUGGUUUUUUACCUCACGGUUGAACAACCCAUGAAAAAUGUCUCAGUGGGAUCUGAGAAAUUUUGUUGCACAUAUUUAUUUAACUGACAAAAAUAUCAGAUUAAUCGAUAAUGAAAAUAUUUGUUACCUGCCUUUUUAUUGCAUGAAAAUGAAACUGGCUUUUUUUUUUUUACUUGAGCUCAAAAAGGAGCAGACAUGUAUCUAAGCCAAAUUACUAUUGGCUGGGUACGGGAUCAACAUGGUUAGGUCUUAAAUUUUGUUCAUAAUUCACCAUAAUAUACUCAGAGGAAGCAAUUAUUGGAUGGAAACGUGGGGAAUUCUGAUCGUAGUCACACUGUGUAGACAUGUUUAUAUGCCUUAAAAUAGAUGACUGUCCUAUUGGAUAUGGGAACAUUCUACUACAUAAUGUAAACACCAUGAUCUAAAUAAUGUCUUAUUUGGAUAAAGUCAGUAUUUACAUUAUUGUAUCCAUGUUUAUUUGGUGUGAGAAGAUUUGACUUACUUGUGCUCUACAGUUGUUUGUGGUUGAAGUUUACAAUAAAGACACAAGAAUGAACCACA
Messenger RNA from Solea solea (common sole), 2039 nucleotides. It is a transcript of the gene rpp38, whose product is annotated as ribonuclease P/MRP 38 subunit. Gene Ontology annotation, biological process: tRNA 5'-leader removal. Gene Ontology annotation, molecular function: ribonuclease P activity; ribonuclease P RNA binding. The transcript is spliced from 2 exons. Gene Ontology annotation, cellular component: fibrillar center; ribonuclease MRP complex; nucleolar ribonuclease P complex. Bases 429 to 1238 code for a protein of 269 amino acids. NCBI's taxonomy places the organism in Eukaryota, Metazoa, Chordata, Actinopteri, Pleuronectiformes, Soleidae. The record is from RefSeq and is a predicted model, not a curated record.